This is a messenger RNA of Chaetomium fimeti, 2316 nucleotides long. Its product is annotated as WD40-repeat-containing domain protein. Gene Ontology annotation, cellular component: nucleus. Lineage: Eukaryota; Fungi; Ascomycota; Sordariomycetes; Sordariales; Chaetomiaceae. The record is from RefSeq and is a predicted model, not a curated record. Gene Ontology annotation, molecular function: protein binding. The transcript has 5 exons. Bases 143 to 1999 code for a protein of 618 amino acids.
AUUUCCGUCAUCACCGUCCGGUUGCCCCCAUCACUCGCCGCACGAUACCAAUCGCUAUUCCAUCGAAAAUCGAUCUUCCCAUCUCUCGGCCGCGACCGCGGUGACGAAGGAACAAUAGCGAGAUAAUUUUCGACGAGAAACCAUGUCGUCGAUGUAUCCCGGCCAUCAGGGUAUGAGGGGCGUGCCCCCUGCCAAUGGUGGCGCCGGCCGUCUGAACGAGCUCCUCGACCAGAUCCGCGCCGAGUUCGAGUCUCAUGUCCGGCAGACCGAGACUUAUGAGCAUCAGAUUCAAGCCCAAGUGCAGGAGAUGCAAAUGAUUCGUGAGAAGGUCUACCAAAUGGAACAGGCCCAGAUGGGUCUCAAGCAGAAAUACGAGGAAGAACUCGCCAUCUUGCGCCGCCAGCUGGACAACCGCGGAGGCCCCCCAGGCCCCAUGAACCCGCCUCCCCAGCACGUCGCUCCUCCUCAGCAGCCGCCCCAGAUCGGGAACCCGGGGAACAACACAGUCAUCGGGGCCAUCCUCUCGGGCCAAGUCACCCAAGGCGGCCUCGCUCCUCCGCCUCACCCGCAGCAACAGGAGCAGCAGCAACCUCCCCACAUGCCCCCGGCACCUCCCGGUCUACAGGGUCCCCCACCCCCGCCGCCCCCGCCGCCAACUCAACAACAGCCUCCGUUCCAGCCGCAGUAUCCGCAGGCCCCUGCGCCGGGAGGUUUCCCUCCCCAGCCCCCGCAGAGCACCGCGUCUCCGGGGCCGGGAAACAAGCGGCCCAUCGGCAGGCCCCCGGCAGCUGGCCCAGCCACUCCCCAGAUAAACACUCCGGUGCCUUACAACGGGCCUGGCCAGUCCCCCCAGGUCCCUACCCAUCCGACGCCCGAUCAUACGAGGAUGGCCCAGCAUGUACCGGCCCCUCCGCCUCAUAACAAUGCCCUGGGCGAUCUUGACCCGGAGCGUCUGCCGAAUCACAUUAAGAAGGUUCGGGAUGACUGGUGGGCCAUUUUCAACCAAACUGUGCCCCGGGUUCUGGACGUCGAUCUCGUCCACACCCUUCAGCACGAGAGCGUCGUUUGCUGCGUGAGGUUCAGCCACGAUGGCAAGUAUGUCGCGACCGGCUGCAACAGAUCGGCCCAGAUCUACGAUGUCAACACGGGCGAGAAGAUUUGCGUCCUUCAGGAUGAGAGUAUCGAUCUCAAUGGCGACCUCUACAUCAGGAGCGUCUGCUUCAGCCCUGAUGGCAAGUAUCUAGCCACCGGAGCCGAGGACAAGUUGAUCAGGGUCUGGGACAUUCAAGCUAGGCAGAUCCGGACGACGUUCGCCGGCCACGACCAGGAUAUUUAUUCGUUGGACUUUGCUCGUGAUGGACGCACUAUUGCGUCUGGCAGUGGCGAUAGGACCGUCAGAAUUUGGGACUUGGAGACGGGCAACUGCAACUUGACGCUCACGAUCGAGGAUGGCGUCACGACGGUCGCCAUUUCGCCCGAUACCAAGCUCGUGGCUGCCGGUUCUCUUGACAAGAGCGUGAGGGUGUGGGACGUCAAGAUGGGAUACCUCCUCGAGCGCCUCGAGGGUCCCGACGGCCACAAGGACAGUGUGUAUAGUGUCGCAUUCUCCCCCAACGCGCGCGAGCUUGUCAGCGGCAGCCUGGACAAGACGAUCAAGAUGUGGGAAUUGACCACGUCUCGCCAAAUCGGCCACACCCAACAGCCCCCGCUCAAGGGUGGCCGCUGCAUCAAGACCUUCGAGGGUCAUCGGGACUUUGUUCUCAGCGUUGCCCUCACCCCCGACUCGGAAUGGGUGCUCUCUGGAUCCAAGGAUCGUGGCGUCCAGUUCUGGGACCCGCGCACCGGCCAUACCCAACUCAUGCUCCAGGGCCACAAGAACUCGGUCAUCUCGGUCGCUCCCAGCCCCGUCGCUAGCCCCGGUGGCGGCUUCUUCGCCACGGGCUCGGGUGACAUGCGCGCGCGCAUUUGGUCGUACACCCGCCUGGAUAGGCGAACAUAGAAGUUUGUCGCCAUGGAGCCAGACGGGUUCUGCAGUGUCUUUCCGUGAACCAAGGCCAGCAACCUAUGGUUGGGGUGUUAUCGGAGGAAAUAGGCUGUUCCGCGCGUGAAAUAGAACGGGGUUUGAGAGGCGAUGGCUUGGUAGUAACUCGAUACUCGGGGGUUGGGAGUGACGUAGGCGGUUUCCCAUUUGGAUGUCGCGGCGUCAGGAAUGGCUUGGAGAACUUUCCCCUGUUUCUUCUUUCUUCUAUGUCGGUUUUAUGGGAUGGAUGGAAAUGGGUGUCACUGUUGUUGUUUAGUGUCCAAGGAUGAUGACCG